ACCUAGAGGCUCGGACGUACCGAAGCUCGGACGAACGUUAGACGUGCUGAUAUAAAAUGGAGCUCCCAAGUCUCCCUUUCUUCUGAAUAGAGAGAAAAAGAGGGGCGGAGACGCAAUUUCCGGAGUGACUUUCGCGUGGAGAGAUUGAUUCUAGAGAAGAAGCCCUUCGAUUUGGUGAACGUGAAUGUUAGGUUAUUGAUACCUAGGUUGGAGAUUUCGAGCUCCAAGAAGGAAUCUUUGGGGUGAAAACAUAUAAAAGAGGGAGUUUUUGUCGUGAAUUUUGCUGAAUUUACAUAGCACGAGGUUUAUUUUGGCAAUGGGAGACCAUCUUGUGUUGUACGUUGACCGUCUCAUAGCGCCACAAACCAUCGGAACGAUACAAGAAAAGGAGGGUUCGAGUUCUUCUGGAGAACCUGUACAUGCUUCCUUUGUUCCUUUGCCUUUACCGGUUGGGUCUACAAAGGGUAAGGAGGAGGAGAAGGAGGAACACAUGGAUGAAGAUGAUGAGGAGCCGCUUAUUCAGAUGGCAGAGUGUCGUAUUUGCCAGGAGGAGGAUCACAUUAAAAAUCUGGAGACCCCUUGUGCCUGCAGUGGCAGUCUAAAGUAUGUUCAUAGGGCAUGUGUGCAGCACUGGUGCAAUGAAAAAGGAGAUAUAACCUGUGAGAUCUGCCAUGAGCCAUACAAGCCUGGGUAUACCGCACCUCCCCGAGCAACCCCUGAUGAGACCACCAUUGACAUCAGUGGAGGUUGGACCAUCACUGGUGCCCCACUGGAUUUGCAUGACCAUCGGAUCCUUGCGAUGGCAGCAGCACAGCAUCACUUCCUUGAAGCCGAGUAUGAUGAGUAUGCUUCUACAAAUGCUCGUGGUGCUGCAUUCUGCCACUCUGUUGCUCUAAUUUUAAUGGCUCUUCUGCUGUUGAGGCAUGCGCUGACCAUUACCAAUGGUGAUGAAGAUGAUGAUGCUUCCACAUUUUUUUUCACUUUUUCUACUGCGGGCUGCUGGAUUUCUAUUACCAUGUUACAUCAUGGCCUGGGCCAUAAGUAUCUUGCAGCGUCGAAGGCAAAGACAGGAAGCAGCUGCCAUAGCAGCGACCGAAGUGGCGCUCAUACUGCGGGCAGGGCAAGCAAGAGGCCUGCAGUUCGCCAUAGCACCUGACUCGCCUGUCACUCCCCAACAGGACCUUCAUCAAUAGGGUUUCUUUGCCAUACAAGCUGGUGAAGCUUUGAGACAGGUUGCAGCGGCAGCAAUUGUGACCCAAUUUUCUGAAAAGAGAAGGACACCCUUUUUCUCUGUUAUUGAUGAAUCUCCGAUUUCACUUCUUAGAUUUCGAAACCUUAAAGAAUGUCCUGUAAAUAUAUUUCAAAAUAUCAUGAGCUUGUUUUCAGAUUUCAGAUGUUAACAAAGGAGAAAAAUGCGAAAAAGCAUGUUUGUAUAUUUUCUUAUUGUUAUGAUGUGAAGAUAUGCAGCUGUGCUGAGGUCCAGCUUCUUUUGAAA
Messenger RNA from Elaeis guineensis (African oil palm), 1495 nucleotides. RefSeq lists its product as uncharacterized. Gene Ontology annotation, biological process: protein ubiquitination. The record is from RefSeq and is a predicted model, not a curated record. Gene Ontology annotation, molecular function: ubiquitin-protein transferase activity; zinc ion binding. Gene Ontology annotation, cellular component: membrane. Lineage: Eukaryota; Viridiplantae; Streptophyta; Magnoliopsida; Arecales; Arecaceae.